Messenger RNA from Psammomys obesus (fat sand rat), 2472 nucleotides. It is a transcript of the gene Ccr9, whose product is annotated as C-C motif chemokine receptor 9. Lineage: Eukaryota; Metazoa; Chordata; Mammalia; Rodentia; Muridae. Gene Ontology annotation, cellular component: membrane. The transcript has 3 exons. The record is from RefSeq and is a predicted model, not a curated record. Gene Ontology annotation, biological process: chemotaxis; immune response; G protein-coupled receptor signaling pathway. Bases 89 to 1198 code for a protein of 369 amino acids. Gene Ontology annotation, molecular function: C-C chemokine receptor activity.
CCUCAUCCCAGACAGCUGCAGCGGCCCUCUCCACACAGACCCAGGCUCUGUACUUCCCCUUCUGAAGCUGGCUGUCAUCUGACCCACUAUGAUGCCUACAGAACUCACAAGCCUUAUUCCUGGUAUGUUUGACGACUACAACUCUGACUCCACUGAUUCCACAGAUGACUACAUGAAUUUCAACUUCAGUAGCUUAUUCUGUCAGAAAGACAAUGUCAGGCAGUUUGCAAGCCAUUUCCUUCCACCUCUGUAUUGGCUUGUUUUCACUGUGGGCACCCUGGGCAACAGCCUGGUCAUCCUUGUCUACUGGUAUUGCACAAGAGUGAAGACCAUGACUGACAUGUUCCUUUUGAAUUUGGCAGUUGCUGAUCUGCUCUUUCUUGCCACUCUUCCCUUUUGGGCCAUUGCUGCUGCCAGCCAGUGGACAUUCCAGACCUUCAUGUGCAAGGUUGUGAACAGCAUGUACAAGAUGAACUUCUACAGCUGUGUGCUACUCAUCAUGUGUAUCAGUGUGGACAGAUACAUUGCCAUUGUACAGGCUAUGAAGGCUCAGAUGUGGAGGCAGAAAAGGCUGCUAUACAGCAAAAUGGUCUGCAUUACCAUCUGGGUGAUGGCAGCUGUGCUCUGUACUCCAGAAGUCCUGUACAGCCAAGUCAGUGAGGAAUCUGGCAUUUCAGUUUGUACCAUGGUCUACCCUAAGGAUAAGAAUGCUAAGCUAAAGUCAGCUGUCUUGAUCCUGAAGGUCACAUUGGGGUUUUUCCUCCCCUUCAUGGUCAUGGCCUUCUGUUACACCAUCAUCAUUCAUACACUGGCACAUGCCAAGAAGUCAUCCAAGCACAAGGCCCUCAAGGUGACCAUCACUGUCCUUACUGUCUUCAUUAUGUCUCAGUUCCCCUACAACUGCGUUCUUGUAGUGCGGGCUGUUGAUGCCCACACUGUGUUCAUCUCCAACUGCACUGUUUCCAUCAAUAUUGACAUCUGCCUCCAGGUCACUCAGACGAUUGCAUUCUUUCACAGUUGCCUGAACCCAGUUCUCUAUGUUUUCGUGGGUGAGAGAUUCCGUCAUGAUCUGGUGAAGGCCCUGAAGACCAUGGGAUGCAUUAGCCAGGCCCAGUGGGUUUCAUUCACAAGGAGAGAGGGUAGCUUGAAGUUUUCUUCUAUGCUACUAGAGACAACUUCUGGGGCUCUCUCUCUCUGAGAGAACUCACUGAGGCAGAGGGUCCUUUUUGGAAAUAAUGAGAUAUUAGACAUAACAUUCUUCCUACUGAUGAGACUAAAGAGAAAGCAAGUAAUAAGGAAACGAGGGGAAACAAAACAAACUGGAAUGAACCCAAACUUCAUUUCGCUCAGUCAGAAUUUGCCAAACAGUUUUCAAAAUUGAACACCCCAGAAAGGCACCAGUUAGUUUUUUGUUAUAGUAAGUGAGCCGUGCACAUGCUGAUCACCAGCGCAGCUGGGUUCUGGAGGUGUUGACUUUCUUCAGUGCUGUUACUUCAGCUCUGAUGCUUCUCCUCUGCAGAGGUGACAAGAGCACUGGCCACUGCCAUCGUACACACAAGCAAGGCUUGGUGACAUUUUCUACUUUAAGGUCUUUCUCUAUAGUCCUAUUGGUAGGAAGACUGUCUGUAUUUCUCAUUACUUAUAGAUUUUUGAUCUAGAAUACACUCAAAACAAUCUGAGGUUGAAUGCCAUUCUGAUCCUCUUGGUCUCUUCUGAGCCAGGGAGAACCAUUGUUCCUAUUUUGGACAGACUGGCCAGUCUAUGUACAGCUGUCCACAUCACAACAUCACCUGGAGUCUGUUGCUCCCAGCCCACUUCUGUGUCUGGCAGUAGAUGCCAUGUCCAAACCUCGCUGCAGGCCAGAUCUAGGAAAGGAUCUAGUCUGUUCCCUGGUAUGGGGAAAGUGGCCCUCACAGAAUUAAACCUGAGAAUAUGUUUGGAUGGUGGGGACCUAGCCUUUGGGACUUCCUAAGGGAAGAGGCAUUUGCUGCAGGUUCUUCUAUCUUCUCCCUGUCAGUGACAUGUCCUUUCUAAGGCUCCCAGAAUUGUGUUUGCCUCCUUGCUGCCUCCCCUUUCCUUAUGCUGUAGUGCCAACAGCUUACAAACUUUUAACUUUAGAGAGAUUAAAAAGAAUGGGUUGGCGAGAAAGCUGAGAUUAAGAGCACUGACUGUUCUAGAGGACAGAGUAGAACAACUCCCAGCACUAUGGCAGCUCACAACUGUCCAUACCUUCAGUUCCAGAGGACUGACACCCUCACAUAGGCAUACAUGCAGGCAAAACGCCAGUGCAUAUGAAAUAACAUAAAUAAAAAUUUCAAAAGAAAAAAUAAGUAAUAUAACUUACUUUCUGCCUAUGUUUUUAACUACUUGUCGAAUUUCACACAUUGGAAAAAUUAUUGCAUAUCUUGGGAAAGUGCUUUAUAAUGUAUACUUAAAAAUGUUCACCACUUGCCAUUUGCUUUACCCUUUAUC